Molecule: messenger RNA, 5189 nt
Organism: Wasmannia auropunctata (little fire ant)
Lineage: Eukaryota; Metazoa; Arthropoda; Insecta; Hymenoptera; Formicidae
Gene: pns
Product: DENN domain-containing protein 5B
Exons: 20
Coding region: 139-4113 (1324 amino acids)
Molecular function (GO): guanyl-nucleotide exchange factor activity; small GTPase binding
Source: RefSeq, a predicted model, not a curated record
UAGAAAGCAUGGUUUUUCUCGUGCGAUUUGACUUUUUUCUUCGCGGAAGCCGAUCUCCGGGUCUUCGCAGCAUGCGGAAUGGUCCAGAGCGUUCGAGCAUUGUCGGCCCUUCGUCGUUAGGCUGCUGAAUGGUCUGGGAUGCCUCGCGAUAGGGAGUCUCACAACGUGCGGCAAACGACAACCCCCCUGAGAAAACGUCGGGUCGGCUUUCCACGAAAAAAAAGUGACUCAUUGCAAUGCACACCCUUGGAUCGAGCGUACAAGAGCAAAGUAUUAGGACAUUAUCCAGAUUCGGUACCAUGGAAUCCGUUCGACGAACACGCUGUUUGCAUGCUUUGUCUGCCAAGCGGUUUGCGAUUUCGUACGCAAAAGCACUCAGUGGAGCCGACAUUCCACUCCUUCGUCCUCACGAAAGAAGACGGACACCGAACGUACGGGUUCAGCCUCGUUUUCUACGAGGAGUGCCGCAAUCGCAAAAUAUGCGCCGCUAUGCAAACACUACAGGCGAUGCACAUCACGGAGCUCAGCAGCGGUCAAAACGGCACGCCCCCCACUGCGAGAAAGGGUCAGGAUGGACAUAACACGAGAUCGCUGCCACGUCAUUUUAAAUUGUCAGCCCAUUCGCCUGGCGCUGCUUUAGGAUACUAUGACUCUACCAAAGACAAGUUGCUAGUGACCAAAUCAAUAUCCUUGCUAUGCCAACAACCUUACCUCCAUGCGGCGAAGAUGUUCCUCACUAAUCUCUAUAAAUGUGUUCCUAGGCAUCCCGGACCUGGUCUUAGUUUAGAAUCUUACGUGUAUAACCUUCUGUAUAACGUACCCGUACCGUUAUCCGGCAAAUCGCUGAAGUUUUUCGUACCUAAUGACGAACCGGCGAAAUCGCCGCUAGAAUUGGUUAUUCAUCAGCCAUCCCCAUCGCUGGAGCUGCCGAUGUUGGACUAUCCUCUCAAGGAUGUGUUCACGUGGUUGGGCUCAGACUGCCUAAUCCAAUUGUUCACGUGCGUGCUGUUGGAGAACCAAGUUCUGCUGAGAAGCGCUGAUUUUCACAAGCUGAUGGCGGUGUCUGAAUGCAUAACGGCGCUCUUGUUUCCUUUCUCGUGGCAACACGUAUACGUACCGAUAUUGCCCGCCAGUCUGCAUCACUUCCUAGAUGCACCUGUGCCCUUCAUAAUGGGUCUACAUGCGCACAAUGAGGGAGGCGUAUUGAAAAUCGCUAGCGAAGCAAACCUUUGUUAUGUAGAUAUAGAUAAGCAAAGUAGCCAAUUUCCGGAAGAAUUACCCGUGUUUCCUCAUAAAAUGCAGUUUAUUACCGAGAUCAGAGCGCUUCUAAACAAGUACAAAAUACCACAUUCAGGAAAGACUGAUAACAUGGUCAUUAAUUAUUUCAAUGGCGACAUCAUGACCAGCAGCCUGACACUUCCCGGUUCUGGUUUUCAUCUUCCUCGCAGAAAACAUUCUUUGCACGAUGUGCUGGAUUGGGAUCGGCCGGAACCAGGGCCUCAGUCGGAAAAUCUGCAAAGAAUAGUGGAUAUCGUUAAGAGAACAGUGAACAUGGAUGAUAUUGAUCCUGUAGAGGAUACCACGGAAAGAAUACUCACGCCGCAGGAGGAAUAUCAAGAGACUCUUAUCUUCAAUAAUGCUGUUAGGGAGAUCUUUUUAAAUCGUUUUGUACAAAUGUUUUCUAGUUACGAACAUUUUGUUAUUCAACCGAGUCAGGACAAGGAUGAAUGGAUAAACAAUAGGGAUAGUAUGCACGUUUUCGACAAGGCCACGUUUUUAUCUGACCAGCCCACCCAGCAUCUGCCGUUUUUAUCGAGAUUCCUGGAAACGCAGAUGUUUGCUUCUCUCGUCGAUAGCAAAGUGAUGUCGACGUGGAGCGAACUCGACAGUAACAUUAAAGUUUUUGACCAGAGGAUUUCUGCUCUAAAGAAGAAGGUCGGAGAAAGCAUUAUACGAUCAAUGCGAUACGAGCCUUGCACGAACGUCGCGGAUACGCAAAAAAUACUCGAACAGAGAUUAAUUAACAUAGAUUUUGAAACAAAUCCACCUGUGGAGAUUCUUCCUCAUAGAGCCGCAUAUUUUCGGAGUUUCCCGCCGCUAGAUAACGUCGCGUUGAAUAAAGAGCCUGCUCAAAGUAUACUUCGUAGUAGAAGAGGACAGACACAAUGGAAAUACAAGAUGAAAUCUAUAGAUACGAAUGGGAAACCUCCAACACCACAAGAAUCUCAAUCACCUCGACCUCAAACUAAACUCUCGGCGGACAUGAGCCCCGCUUUAAUAGCGCAGGCUAAUUGGACAUUCGUAGAAAAAUUGCUCAAGGAUUGUAAAUCCAAAACGAAGAGAAUGCUAGUGGAGAAGAUGGGAUCGGAAGCCGUCGCGCUUGGUCACGGAGGCGAGUCUCUGUCCGACGUCGAGGAGAACACUCUAGUCGCUAGUCUCUGUGAUCUGUUGGAACGAGUGUGGAGCCACGGGUUGCAAAAUAAGCAGGGCAAGAGCGCUCUCUGGUCGCACUUGACCAUGUAUCAGGAAGCAGAAGAAUGUAAUGAUGCGACUAAGUCUAUAGAUCCCAACUUUCUUUCUCCUGCUAAGAAAUCUCCGAAUAAGUUUUUCGGGAUACCGGAUCGUUUGAUUUCAACUUUGAGAGGCAAAAAUAUUAUUGAAAUUGCUUCUUACAUCAAGGACAAUUUUAAUGAUUUGUCGAAUCUGCAAUUGGAGGCGGACGUUUCACCCACGAGAAGCACUGAUAAGCACAAAUCUCCCGGUGAAAAGAAAACCGUCGGCCCUGAACACCUGAGGCCUCUCCCGGAUUCUUUAAGCUUCGACAUCCGUAACGUUCAAGCGAUGACCGAUAUAAAAACACACAUUGGAUAUGCAAGAGCUUGGGUGCGGUUAGCGCUUGAGAAGAAAUUGCUGUCGCGUCAUUUGAAAACGUUGCUGUCGGAUACUGCUCUAUUGAGGAGUCAGUACAAAAGAUCAGCAUUUUUACGUUGUGAAGAAGAGAAAGAGCAGUUCUUAUACCAUCUUCUGACACUGAACGCCGUCGACUACUUCUGUUUCACGAAUAACUAUCCGACGACGAAAUUACCGUAUCGAGUUGUGAUUUUUCCCAGUCGAAAGGCAAGCGCCGCCACUACUUCGGCUAAUAGUUGGAUCGCCAUUUCUGGCACCCUCUGCGAAACUAAUCCCGUACCCAUACCAAAGGGAGCACUCGAAUUUGUAUUUCAUCAUAAAAAUUUAGGCGUGUUGUCUACGUUACGGAUUGGGCACGACAAUACGGGAUUAUCGCCAAAAUGGAUGGUGGAACAUGUUGUAGUGAGAAACGAAGUGACUGGACACACAUUUAAGUUUCCCUGUGGUCGCUGGCUCGGUAGAGGAAUAGAUGACGGGUCUACCGAACGUUUGUUAGUAGGUGCUUUAGUACCUCGAAGCAUUGACAGCGAAGAGUUGGUGGAGUCAUGUUCCACACCUCCCAGAUGUAGAUCUCCGAGUAUACCUAGGCGUCCUAUAUUGUCGCAAGUUGAACUGCAACACAUGCUUGGCGAAGCUGUAAACGCCAUAGUCAAAUAUCACUAUCGAAGAGAGUGUCAGGAUGGUUCUUUGACGGCGCUGUUAUGCGGAGAAGGUGGUCUUGUUCCGUCUUUGGAACAAAUAUUUUUAUUUGGCUUUAAAAAUCAGAGAAUCUUUGGAAGGAACUUUUACGUAUGGGACUACCUUUUGCGCGUGAAAGAAAAUUUCGAGAUAUCCUUGCUGGAGGAAAUGGAUGAGUAUUCUCAAAGACUCAACCGAGAUAGAAGAUAUACAGAAAGCAGCCAAAGAUUCACGAUCUUGAGAUGUUAUUGCCAUCUUAUCGAUCAGAUCAAUAUAUUUAGUCAGACUUUAGGAAAAGAUGGAAAAUUCCAGUUAUUCAUCUGUUUAGCAGCGAGAGAACAGCUUCUUCAUCCAAUGUUGCGGCCGAUGAGCGAUGCGCGUUCUACGACGGAUAUGUACGAGGAGAAUUCGUUUUUGAGAAAUCCCACGUUAUUGACCUUCUUCAUUCAUAUUCUUGAGCCGUUGAGCGAGUUCCACAUUGUCCUCGAGAAGAGCUUGACCCACGGAAUUUCAAGUAUAUGUUAGUAUUUGCCAAAACGUAUCGAUGUACACUAAUUCGUUGCAAAUACUCCAUGUUCUUUCGGUAAAUGUCAUGAAUCGUGAAAUGUUUUUAAUCUUAAAAAUGAUACGUCCGACUUUCCGUUAUCAGUAAGAAUCUAUCUGUUAGUGGUAUUUUUUAAUUAUUGACAAAAUUAGAAUGAUAUCAAGCUUCUUUGAUAUAGAAACAUAUUAAUUGACAAGAGAAUCGAUUAAUUGAACAACAACAAAAUGACGAGUUGGAUUGUUAUUACGUGGGACGAUAAAAAGCUUGGAAAAUUUCAUUUAUUAAGAGAGGAACUUGGUAGAGAGGAAUUAGAAGGAUUUAAUAUUGAAACAUUGAAGACUGUUAUGGGGAUGAAGCUGUACAGUAUGCUUUCACGAAUAACAAAUUAGAAACAAGAAAUUAACGCGAGAUUUAUUAGAUGUAACGUUAAACAAGGAGAACAUAAAUCUCAUUCUGUUUCAGAAGCUUACGAUAUUAUUGUCGGUGAUAAGAAAUUAAUAUUUAAUCAGAAUAUAUAUUUGGCCCUAUCUUGCCAUAGUUAUUAGCGAUAAAGGUGAUGUUCGUUGAAAUAUUGAUACUAAUGACAAAUUGUGUACCAAAGAUGUGAUCCCAAUUUAAUCAUUGUCAUUUUACAUUAUCAUUGCUGUUAGAUGUUAAGUUUCUGUAUUAUUAUAUGUUGUCGUAUAUUUUUGACGCAUUCAGAAUAUCUUUCGAAAUAAUUUUUAUACCUGUACAUACGGACUAUCGUGAAUUUUUUUUUUAUUCCGCGCAAAAAUAUGUUUCGGAUACAAAGAAUUAUCAAAGUAUCCGCACAUAAUCUGAUGAGUUUUAGACAAUGAUUUUUAGGAAAGUCAGAAAAAAUGAUUUUUUUUACAUGGCUGUGCUUUGACACUUGAAAUCGAAAUAUAACUUGUGUUGAACGUGAGAGCUAACAUGACAAUUUUAUUUUACAUGUAUAAUAUUAUUGCCGCAUAAACUCUAAGGUGUAUAUGUUCCAAAAAUUAUACGUAUAUGCAAAGUCUCAUAAUAAUAAAAAAAAACAAUUAUUUUAAUAAAA